GUUCCGGCGUGGCAGAGGUUCCGGGUAGAGAACGAGUGUCCGGCACCAUGACUGGUUUGUCUGGCCCACAAGUCUGGCCCGGCCCUGGCCCGUUUGCGUUGUUGUUUUUGUGCCUGCUCGGCCCUAGCUCGGUCCUCGGCAUCUCCUUCCAUCUGCCUAUUAAUUCUCGCAAGUGUCUUCGCGAGGAGAUCCACAAGGACCUGCUAGUGACGGGCGCGUACGAGAUCACCGACCAGUCUGGGGGCGCUGGCGGCCUGCGGACCCACCUCAAGAUUACAGAUUCUGCUGGCCAUAUUCUGUACUCCAAGGAGGAUGCAUCCAAGGGGAAGUUUGCCUUUACCACGGAAGAUUAUGACAUGUUUGAAGUGUGUUUUGAGAGUAAAGGCACGGGGCGGAUACCUGACCAACUCGUGAUCCUAGACAUGAAACAUGGAGUAGAGGCAAAAAAUUAUGAAGAGAUUGCAAAAGUGGAGAAGCUCAAACCAUUAGAGGUGGAACUGCGACGCCUAGAAGACCUUUCUGAAUCCAUCGUCAAUGAUUUUGCCUACAUGAAGAAGCGAGAGGAGGAGAUGCGCGAUACCAAUGAGUCCACGAACACCCGGGUCCUGUACUUCAGUAUCUUUUCAAUGUUCUGCCUCAUCGGACUAGCCACUUGGCAAGUCUUUUACCUGCGUCGCUUCUUCAAGGCCAAGAAGUUGAUUGAGUAAUGAGGCACAGUCCCCUCCCCACUGGAAUCCCAGCCAGCAGAACAUCCGCUGGAACGUGCCUGUCCCAGGGCCUCCUACCUGCAGCACCAUCAAGGCACGUUGGUGCUUUCUUGCCAGAACUGAUCUCCUGGUUGGGAGGACAGGAGCACCACCUGCACCCAAAAGUCAAUAAGGGACUUCUUUUUACUUGGUAGGAUUUGAAUUGGUUUUGCAACAAUAAGACUAUUAUUAGAGUCACCUAUGACAAAAAAGAGAGGUUACCUAGAUAAUGCCAAAGCCAGCAUUCGUCCUGGGUUUCCUCACAUGAUCAGUUUAAACCAUUUGCUUUCCUCCUCCCACUGGCUCACCAGCUUGGGCUUUCACUCUAGUUCUUUUACCAAGAUUUGUAUGACCACAUUGAACUUGUUUCAUACUGACUGUCAUCUUUGGGUUUUCUUGUGAAAACACCCUGAACUUUGUCUUCACCCUUAGCUGAAAUGUUUACAUAGCUUCUGGUGAUAAUUUUCAUAAUUCUAUGUCUCUUGAAUGGAUAUGAGACCUCAUAAAAGGCAGGUUUGAACUACAAAUAAGCUCUUAAAGAAAAUUUCAUUUUAGAUUGAAAAUAUUUGUGCUCAACUGCUUGGGCUUUGUUCAUGUGUGUAUAUUUAGUUCUAUGCAAUUUCAUCAUGUGUAGAUUCAUAUGACCAUCACAAGAGACAGUACAAUUCUAUCACAUCAAUCCCCCAUGCUGCCCCUCAUACACCUACAGCCACCUACCUCCCUAUGCCGUCCCUUUCCCCAGCCUCUGCCAACUGUGAAUCUGCUAUCUCUGUACUUUUGUCAUUCAAAAAAUGUUACAUAAGUAGAAUCAUAUAGAAUAUGACCUUUUGAGAUUGACAUUUUUCAUUCAGCAUAAUUCCCAUGAAAUUUAUCCAAGUUGUGGCAUGUAUUGAUACUUUGUUCCAUUUUAUUGCUGAGUAAUAUUCCAUGGUUGUGGAUGUACUAGUUUAACCAUUUACCCACUAAAGGACAUAUGGUUUGUUUUCAGUUUGGGGCCCUUCCUAAUAAAGCUUUUGUGAACAUUUGUGUAUAGGUUUUAUGUAAACAUAAAUUUUCAUUUCUCUGGGAUAAAUGCUCAAAAGGGCAGUUGCUGGGUUGUGUGUUACUAGUUUUAUACGAAACUCCCCUAUUAGUUAUACCAUUUUAUAUUUCCAAUAGCCAUCUGUCCCUGAUCCAUUUCUCCUCAUUCUUACCAGCAUUUGGCAUUACUGCUGUGUAAAAUUUUAGCCAGUUGGAUAGUAUGUAAUAUCCACAGUUUUAAUUUGCAUUUUCCUAAUGGUUAAUGAUGUUGAACAUCUUUUCAUGUGUUUCUUUUUCAUCUGUGGAUCUUCUGUGAAAUCUUUUUUUCCAUUUUAUAACUGAUCAUUUGUUCCCUUACUAUUGAGUUUUCAGAGUUCUUAUAUCCUAGAUAGAAAUCCUCCAUCAGAUAUGUGGUUGUUUGGAUUUGUAAUGUAAUUUCUACUCACGAAAAAUAAAUAAAAUUUACCAUCUCUUAAAUUACACACGCCUAUAAUCCCAGCACUUAAGAGGCUGAGACUGGAGGAUCUUUGCAAGUUUAAGACCAGCCUGGGCUACAAAGUAGGCUCAAGGCCAGGCUGAACUGCAUGUGAGACCCUAUCUCAAAAAGACAAAGAAAAAAUAUUUAGCACCUCUUUUUGCAUGGCCAGUAGCUCAUGUAUUUCUGUCCUUGUGUAUUUUGUCUAGAGGAGUAAGACAUGUCUAGAGAAGUAUAAAAUAGACAUCUUGGAAGGCCGUGGAGUAAAUUCUUGAAAGUACAUGUGAAAGCAAAGCCAAGAAGCACUUGUAGGUUUUGGAGGUGCCUAGAAACCAUUACCAUUAUAAAACGAAGAGGGCUGGGCUGGGGCUGGGGCUGGGGUGGGGCUCAGUGGUGGAGCUGUGUUGUGUAGCAUGCACCAAACCCCGGGUCUGAGCUGUAGCGCUACCCCCCCCCCAAGUGAAUAAAAAUGACCAUGUUUAUAAACAGUUGGGAAAAUAGUAUCACCUGAAAUAUCUCCCACUUCCCCCAGGAAAGUAGAUGUGGGUUUACUCUUUCUAUAAUCUUUUUAACUCUGCUGUUACAGGACUUGUGUAAUUGCAGUGACAAGCAUUAUAGAACUUAGGCCCAUAUCACUUGCAAUGAAAAAAAAGUUGAAAAUAUCAAAGGACAUUAUUGUUUUGACCUGGAUAAAAGGUACAAAAGUGAAAGAAGUGGUUUAUGCUCUGAACAUUUCAAGCUAUUCUGUUAAGGUUCUAGUUACCGUGAAUCGAAAGCCUUUUUUUCCAUGGUUUGGCUCCUGUAAAUCCCUUGUGGAGGAGAUGGUUUUCUCAUUACUUGUGCAACACUGCCAUCUGCUGUUGAGAAGAGAUAGGCACUGCUUCUGUGAACUUGGCAAUCGAUGCCUUGCCAUAGGCAUGGCAGAUGUUGUGACAAUCUGUUUCCUUAACGUAUAAUAAGCGACAGAAGAUAUGUCCAAGUAGGGAAAAGAAUAAACAAACUUGUGUCUUAAGAUCCAGGCUGGGAUGUUUCAAGUGAAAUGCUAGUCUGUGCCAUUAGCCUAACAUGAGGCUCCUGUGUUUCUGACUGGUGCCUUCCCCACGUUUGGAAGCAAUGAAACCUAAUGUUAGUUAUGGUCUCCUGUGAGAAAUGUCCAAGAAGAAGAUAGUAUUUUGCUAAUGUUCCUUUUCAAUUCUGACUCUAAACUUAAGGAACUUAAAUGCUUCUCUGUCCCUCCCUCCCUUUUUCUCAUGCCAAAAAUAUCAACUUGGAAAUUUGUGCUUUUUUUGUGUAUAAGUUAAUUGAUGGUAAACCUUGAUUUCUGUCUAAAAAGUAGAAGUAUUUGCUUCUAGCCAGGCAUGGUGGUGCAUGCCUAUAGUCUCAGCACUUGGGAAGCAGAGGCAGGAUUACUGUGACCUCGAGGCCAGCUUAGGUUACAAGGUGAGUUCAAGGCUAGCCUGAACUCCAUAGUGAAACCCUCUCUCAAAAAAGGAAGAAGUAUUUGCAUUUGAUAUAAGGCUAGAACGAGAGCAAGUCAGCUUUAGGGAUGUUAUCUACCUUCCAUUUUUAGCACGGUACUUAAGAUGAUCUAUAUGAUAUAAAUGAAAAUAAUACAACUUAGAUACACUUUGUUGUACCAUUGUCAUGAACCCCUGUCAAAGCCAUUUUUUGUUUAAUGGAAAGAGGCAUGCAGGUUUAUCUGUAUAAACCUGUACUUCUAAGUGUUGGAUUGGGAGUUUUCAUGUAAAUUUUCUCAAAUAAAAGCUAGCAGAAACCA
This is a messenger RNA of Cavia porcellus (domestic guinea pig), 4018 nucleotides long. RefSeq names its product transmembrane p24 trafficking protein 10 (gene Tmed10). The transcript is spliced from 5 exons. Gene Ontology annotation, biological process: endoplasmic reticulum to Golgi vesicle-mediated transport; Golgi organization; intracellular protein transport. The record is from RefSeq and is a predicted model, not a curated record. Gene Ontology annotation, cellular component: COPII-coated ER to Golgi transport vesicle; endoplasmic reticulum-Golgi intermediate compartment; COPI-coated vesicle. Bases 48 to 707 code for a protein of 219 amino acids. NCBI's taxonomy places the organism in Eukaryota, Metazoa, Chordata, Mammalia, Rodentia, Caviidae.